AUGGAUUAUGGUAGAGAUAACGAACGCGAGACCUCUCCAACCACACAUGCUCCCCCUUGGAAGUUCUGGCGACGAUUGUCAUCAAAACGCCACAACUCAAGUAACAAAAAAGAUGGAGACAGAGUAGAGUUUUCGGACAGCUUGCUCGCCGGCCAGUCCGACGGACGAAGCCGACGCGAAUGCAUUCUGAAGGAAGCAGACGAUGGAGUGUCUAAUGAAGAGGAUGACUUGCUAGAAGACUUGCCAGAUGUUCUUGAUAAAAAUGCUCUUCGAAGAUCUCAGUCGCUGAAGCCGCCGCCAAAACCGCCUCGACUUUUUCUUAUGCGUUCUUCCUCGAUCAACAACCACCGCAACACGCAGACCCUAACCUCGUCCCGAAACUCGUUUGUCAUGAGUUCUAACAACCGUCACUCAAAAGACGAGGAGUUUAUCAAAUUUCCAAUCAAUAUAGAAAACGGCCGAUUUUUAACGGAAGCCACUCAAAAUGGGUCUUUGUACUGUAUUAAGAAUAGUGGAAGCGAGGCUGUCAAUAAGGUGGAACCUGAUUUGACUAAUAAAACUGCUUAUGAUGGAAAAGGUAUUAAAUAUUCUGCGAAUGGUAACCCUAUGAGAAUCAAGAUGGAUUUGGUAGCAUCGGGUCAGACUCAUAGAAACCGUGACAAAAUCACCAAGCACACUCUUAUUCUUCAUUGCUUGUCUGAAUUACUGUGCCAGCGGCUGAAGCCAACUGGGCUCAUCGAAGAGAUGUAUAGAACACAAGUUAUAACAAGCGGCGACUUGCAAGCCUUUCGUGGUCAUCCCGACCAUCGAUUAGUAUGCGAGAGCCUCAUUACUACAGUAUCCAGAGGAGAUGACCAACAAUAUGCAGCGUUUUGUCAAGUACUGCGAAAUACAGAUAAAUACCGUGAUGUUUCUGAAAUGUUGGACGCCAUGACCAAGAUCUCGUUCAUGAUUUCAGAGAUCCACGCCGUUGACGAAGACGAGAAUAACAUACUGGCUGAGGAGAAGACCAUCAAGUUUGAUGUUGGAUUUUACGAUGAGGAGGCUCAUCUUUUGAAGCCCGUCGUCGAGUUGGAUCGGAUAAAAACUAUGAACGGGAAACGAGGCAUCGGACUGCGGGCGUCCGGUUCUCACUCUUCACAAAUCUCGAACGCUUCUACGACGGACGGAUCGUUGUGCAUGAACAACGAUCAUGAACAGGAUAAGUCCUUGCUGGUUCCAAUGAUGACGGUGAGCAUCUUAGGUCAUAAUUUGAAAGGUGAUCGCACAAAGGUCCUGGCUGAUGUGUUGCAUACAUAUAACUGUAUUUUGGAGCUUUGUUUGGGCAAAACUCAAUUGACCAGCUCCGAUAUUGGAAUAUUGUCGAUCCCAUUACAAAAAAAUAAUAGUCUAACUGUUUUAGACGUUCGAUUGAAUCCAAUCGGAAAUGAAGGCGCUUCUAUGUUGGGAAAUGCUCUGGAACAGAAUAAUACUUUGAGACAGUUAAAUCUUUCGUCCACAGGUAUGGACGGUGCCGGCUGUAAAAGAAUCUGUGAUGCCCUCAAGUUUAACACUGCCUUGCGAGAAUUGGACAUAAGCUUUGUAGACCUCGGUGAUGACGGUUGCGUUCAUAUUGGCGAGAUGCUACAGCAAAAUAAAACACUUAAGAAACUCCGGUUACGGAGUAGUUGCAUAACCUGGGCGGGCUGUGAGUUUCUGUUCAAUGCUUUGACCAACAACACAUCUCUCACAGACAUCGACUUGAGUCGCAACUUCAUCGGUAACGAAGGUGCCGAUAUCGUAGCUCGGCUUUUGGCCAAGGAAUCCUAUUUGCGUGAAUUGAACCUGGAAAACUGUGGGCUUACAGCACUCGGCUGCAACCAGCUCUCGCAGGCCCUGAUCAAAAAUAUUCGCCUCGACAACCUAGACCUCAGCAAUAACUUUAUCGGAGACACGGGCGCUCGGAAACUUUCCGAAGCAAUUGAGGAAAACACAUGCCUCAGGUGUUUAGGGCUAAACAUGUGCGAAAUUACGAACGACGGUUUUGAGCGUAUACUGGACGCUCUUGAGUGCAAUAAAUCUCUGCACGCACUGAAACUAUGUUAUAAUCGACUUGGCCGUGACACGACCAGUCAAACGGCCAGUUCGGAGAACCUUCGUUAUCGUGUACGAAUUGUCACAUCGUCUCGACCGAAGCUGAGAUUACUUUUGUGGGGAAACACUUUUGAAGAAUCCUAG
Messenger RNA from Acanthosepion pharaonis, 2217 nucleotides. NCBI's taxonomy places the organism in Eukaryota, Metazoa, Mollusca, Cephalopoda, Sepiida, Sepiidae. The record is from the annotation of a GenBank genome assembly.